This is a messenger RNA of Molossus molossus (Pallas's mastiff bat), 1927 nucleotides long. It is a transcript of the gene GALNT17, whose product is annotated as polypeptide N-acetylgalactosaminyltransferase 17. Lineage: Eukaryota; Metazoa; Chordata; Mammalia; Chiroptera; Molossidae. Bases 1 to 1809 code for a protein of 602 amino acids. The record is from RefSeq and is a predicted model, not a curated record. Gene Ontology annotation, cellular component: Golgi apparatus. The transcript is spliced from 11 exons.
AUGGCUUCACUGAGAAGAGUCAAAGUGCUGCUGGUGUUGAACUUGAUAGCGGUGGCCGGCUUCGUGCUCUUUCUGGCCAAGUGCCGGCCCAUCGCGGUGCGCAGCGGAGACGCCUUCCACGAGAUUCGGCCUCGCGCAGAGGCGGCCAACCUCAGCGCGCACAGCGCCAGCCCCAUCCAGGAUGCGGUCCUGAAGCGCCUCUCGCUGCUAGAGGACAUUGUCUACAGGCAACUGAAUGUCCUUUUUCUAGGCUUAUCCAAAUCCCUUGGGCUCAUUGAAGGUUAUGGUGGGCGGGGCAAAGGGGGUCUUCCUGCCACCCUGUCCCCAGCUGAAGAGGAGAAAGCCAAGGGACCGCAUGAAAAGUAUGGCUACAAUUCCUACCUCAGUGAAAAAAUAUCACUGGAUCGUUCCAUUCCGGAUUAUCGUCCCACCAAGUGUAAGGAGCUGAAGUACGCCAAGGAGCUGCCGCAGAUAUCCAUCAUAUUCAUCUUUGUGAACGAGGCCCUGUCGGUGAUCCUGCGGUCGGUCCACAGCGCUGUCAACCACACGCCGACGCACCUGCUGAAGGAAAUCAUCCUGGUGGACGACAACAGUGACGAAGAGGAGCUGAAGGCCCCCUUGGAGGAGUACGUCCACAAGCGCUACCCAGGGCUGGUGAAGGUCGUGCGCAAUCAGAAAAGAGAGGGCCUGAUCCGCGCGCGCAUCGAGGGCUGGAAGGCGGCCACCGGCCAGGUCACUGGCUUCUUUGAUGCCCACGUGGAAUUCACCGCUGGCUGGGCCGAGCCGGUACUGUCCCGGAUCCAGGAGAACCGGAAGCGGGUAAUCCUCCCAUCCAUCGACAACAUCAAGCAGGACACCUUUGAGGUGCAGCGGUACGAGAACUCGGCCCACGGGUACAGCUGGGAGCUAUGGUGCAUGUACAUCAGCCCCCCGAAAGACUGGUGGGACGCCGGAGACCCUUCUCUCCCCAUCAGGACACCAGCCAUGAUUGGCUGCUCCUUCGUGGUCAACAGGAAGUUCUUUGGUGAAAUUGGCCUUCUGGACCCUGGGAUGGAUGUGUAUGGAGGGGAAAAUAUCGAACUUGGAAUCAAGGUGUGGCUCUGCGGGGGCAGCAUGGAGGUCCUGCCUUGCUCACGGGUGGCCCACAUCGAGCGGAAGAAGAAGCCAUACAACAGCAACAUCGGCUUCUACACCAAGAGGAAUGCUCUCCGGGUGGCCGAGGUCUGGAUGGACGAUUACAAGUCUCAUGUGUACAUAGCGUGGAACCUGCCGCUGGAGAAUCCGGGCAUUGACAUCGGCGAUGUCUCUGAAAGGAGAGCCUUGAGGAGAAGUUUAAAGUGCAAGAACUUCCAGUGGUACCUGGACCACGUCUACCCAGAAAUGAGAAGAUACAAUAACACCAUCGCAUACGGGGAGCUUCGCAACAACAAGGCAAAAGACGUCUGCUUGGACCAGGGGCCACUGGAGAACCACACAGCAAUACUGUACCCGUGCCACGGCUGGGGACCCCAGCUCGCCCGCUACACCAAGGAAGGCUUUCUGCACUUGGGAGCCCUGGGGACCACCACGCUCCUCCCCGACACCCGCUGCCUGGUAGACAACUCCAAGAGCCGGCUGCCCCAGCUGCUUGACUGUGACAAGGUCAAGAGCAGCCUUUACAAACGGUGGAACUUCAUCCAGAAUGGAGCCAUUAUGAAUAAGGGCACUGGGCGCUGCCUGGAGGUGGAGAACCGUGGCCUGGCUGGCAUUGACCUCAUCCUCCGCAGCUGCACGGGACAGAGGUGGACGAUUAAGAAUUCCAUCAAGUAGUGGGGAGGAGCUGGGGACCCCGGAGCCUGGCCAGAGGGACAGGGUCUGCCUGUGCUCUGGAUCAGCCACACUGGUGGGAGCCAGCCGGGAGCCAGCAGGUGCUCGUGGGCAUCCACGC